Messenger RNA from Anguilla anguilla (European eel), 3288 nucleotides. RefSeq names its product 3 beta-hydroxysteroid dehydrogenase type 7-like. Lineage: Eukaryota; Metazoa; Chordata; Actinopteri; Anguilliformes; Anguillidae. Gene Ontology annotation, molecular function: 3-beta-hydroxy-Delta5-steroid dehydrogenase (NAD+) activity. The transcript has 6 exons. Gene Ontology annotation, biological process: steroid biosynthetic process. The record is from RefSeq and is a predicted model, not a curated record. Bases 141 to 1235 code for a protein of 364 amino acids.
UCUCCUGCCCCGCCCCGACAGCUAAAUAUAAUACUCUCCUGCAAGCGAUUCUGACUCCUGUCUCGACUUCACUCCGUGCUCGCGCCCGCUGGUGAACCAAGGAGAAGAGAGAAUUUAACGAAUAUUCUACCAGGGCAAGCAUGUCUGCCGAGACGGGGUUCACGUACUUGCUGACAGGAGGCUGCGGGUUUCUUGGCCGGCACCUGCUGCAGGUCUUGCUGGAGAAAGAAGACGGACUGACUGAGGUUAGACUUUUCGACAAACACAUCGACCCUAGCCUACAGGAUCACAGCACGGAUCGGGUAAAGGUGAUGGUGACACAGGGGGAUGUCACGGAUUACCCCUCGGUGUUAGAGGCAACCAGAGGGGCAGACGUGGUCGUCCAUAUGGCCAGCCUGGUGGACGUUUGGCACCGGGUCCCAGAAGAGAUCAUCCAAAAUGUCAACGUCCAAGGUACUGUAAAUGUGAUUAAUGCAUGCGUGGAAAAUGGAGUACAGUACCUGGUGUACACAAGCAGUAUGGAAGUGGUGGGACCAAACGUCAGAGGAGAUCCCUUCAUCAGAGGGGACGAGGAAACGCCGUAUAAUGUGCGCCAUGAGAUGCCGUACCCCAGGAGCAAGGCAGAGGCAGAGAAACUGGUGCUGGAGGCUAACGGCAGGAAGGUGAGCGGAGGGGCGUGCCUGUACACCUGCUCCCUGCGGCCCACGGGCAUAUACGGCGAGCACCACCAGCUGAUGCGGGACUUCUACGAGACGGGGGUGCGCACGGGGGGGUGGGUGAUCCGGGGCGUGCCCCGGGACACGGAGCACGGCCGCGUCUACGCAGGUAAUGUAGCCUGGAUGCACCUGCUAGCAGCUCGUGCCCUGAGAGAGCGCCCCAACAAGCUGGGAGGGGAAGUGUACUUCUGCUACGACGAAUCUCCCUACAAGAGCUACGAGGACUUCAACUUGGAGUUCCUGUCGCAGUUCAACUUCCGGGAGGUGCGAGUGCCCCGGUGGGUGCUGUCGGCAGUGGCCGGCCUGAACGACCUGCUGCACUGGCUCCUGAAGCCCCUGUGCAGCUACACGCCGCUGCUCAACCGCUACACGCUGGCCGUGGCCUCCACCUCCUUCACCGUGCGCUCCGACAAGGCCGAGCGCCACUUCGACUACCAGCCCCUCUACAGCUGGGAGGAGGCCAAAGCCCGCACCCUCACCUGGGUGGACACGUUUCCGCACAGCACCAAGGCCUCCUAACCCCACCUGACCGCACGCUUACCUGGGUCGACACGGUUCCACACAGUACCAAGGCCUCCUAACCCAACCUGACUGUACUGGGAGCCGUGUUGACACCUUUCCACACAGCGCCAAGGCCUCCUAACCCCACCUGACCGCUCCCUCACCUGGGUUGACACCUUUCCUCACAGCACCAAGGCCUCCUAACCCCACCUGGGUCAACACUUUUUCACGCCACACCAAGGUCUCCUAACCCAAAUUGACUGCACUCUGAGACUUGGUGGUCUGUGAGUCAUCUUUCCAGCCUGAUGUAAGGCCCUGUUUUCCCCAUCUGCCACAAACACGCCCCACCCUGUCCUUAGGGGCCUCAGUCACUCACAUAUUCACAGUUUGCUCUCGUAGAGACACAGAAACCUCGCAGAAUGUAAACAGCUGGGCCAGUAAUCACUGAAUGAAUGGAAGAACAAAGACUCCAUUUACCUUUAUAUCUCCCCCGCCCCCCAGUACCGAGGCUGCGUCCAAAUUUAUGUCACACGCAGUGCAGAUGGUGAUAUAUGAAGGCUUAACUCUUUGACAGGGAAAAUUAAUGGCUUCAGUUUGAUCUUAUCCAGUUAGCUGUGCAUUUAGAGGCGUUUGUGGGGGUUUAGAGUUCAACCUUAGGACCACCCCAGCUCAGAUACGUUUCAGCAAAGCUUGUGACACGAACACAACGGUGGCUAACUGAAGCUGUCUGAGGCUGACUGAAGCUGACUGAGUAGAAUUUAAACUGCGUGAGGCUGAAGCUGAUUGAGGUGGGCUGCUGAGGCUGACUAGGGCUGUCUAUAGCCUGCUUCAUUUAUUCAGAGAUCUGAAUUUAUUUUGCCUUUUGCGAUUGGGAUUUCUUCACUUAAGUUUUGUUAAAAAGUUUUUUUUGAUGGCACACCAGUCAGGAAACACAGAACUAAUCACCCCAGGUGCUUAAAGGUGUGCUCCCCUCCACAGUACGGGGUCCAGCCCGAGCACACAUGCCGAGAGGAAGCGAAGACAAAACAGAAGACAAAACAAAACCAACGGCGCUGAAAAGCUAAGGGGCUGCUCAGCUAGAAAGCAGAGUGACUAAAAGCUUCUGCUGUGUCAGUUUCCUCCUGUUUGCGUUGUUUUAGUUUGUUUUAGGUUAGCAUUUACGCCAAAAACCCAUGAGGGGGAAGGGUGAAACAAUUUGUUUACUUCUUUUCGUGUUGGUAUGGGGGUGUGGGUGGGGAGUGUGCUUUCUCUCUCUCUCUCUCCAUGUGGUAAAUUACAGUGCAAGCCUGGAACUGCCACAUUUCCCUGGGGGUGAGGGGGGGGGGGGUGCAUAUGGUGUGUGCCACUUGUAAACAGAUUUGCAGACUGCAUUAGCUUUGCUGUUAUGUACCUUCUUCCACAGCGUCGGGAAUGGUGCCAUCGUUACUCUGUUUUUCAGGGUGCUCUAAAGGCACCGGCUCGUUUGACCCGAGCUGUACCCCCCCCCCCCCCCCCCCCCCCCAAUCUGAGCGUAGCCGCUUCUGCAUGAUGCCCUGCUGGCCCCUGGAAACUCAGGGACCCAAAAUACCGCCAUCAGCCUUGCCAGGUCAGAAACCUUUCCAGGCCCUGUGGGCCUGUCCGCAAAGGUCAGAAAUGAGCCUUAGAAUCCCUGUCCCCCACUGCUGCAGUCAUUUUUAGACAAGAGGAAUCUGCAUUUCAUCUGUUUAACUAAGUUGAAACAGUCCUGCCAAUCAGACCUGGGUCAAAUACAUAUUUGUUUUGGAGUCAAAUACUUUUCUGUGCUCUAUUGAUCUUGCCUGGUGUAAUUGAGCCUGCCAAUAUGACCAGAAGGCAGGGUAUGCAAUUUUGUAUUUCAUUGGUUUCAAUACACCAGACAAGAUCAGUAAAGCGUAGAAAAGUAUUUGAAACCAAAACAAGUAUGUAUUUGACCAAGGGCUGCUGCAAAUGGUCAAAUGUCUUGUUUUGCUUUUAUGAGAAGUUGUUAUUGGGACAUAUUUGUUUGCGUUCAGCAAUUAUACAGAGAAUUUUUCCUGUGUGGAAUUCCAUAAAUAUAUUGCACCUUAUGAAAUGA